AUGAGUGACAGGGACAGGUCGUCGCCCUCCCUUACGGACACCCCGCUCAAGACCUAUAUUGGCCGACACGACGACGACUACCCCCUAAUAAACGGAAACGGUGAGUACCAAAAGCUAAGGGCAAGCGUGCUGCAGCCAGCGCGCCGCCCGCUGCAGCUGCUCGUGCAGCGGCUCUGGGGCACUAGGUCACGCGUGCACGUCUCCUCCGCGGUUCUUCCGCGCACUCGUUUUGCCGCAUUGGGUCCGCUAGAGUUCGAUCGACCCGUCCCUUACCCCACACCGAAUUUCGAGAAAGUGGUGCAGAGGGCUGGAGUCGGCGCUGUGGUACCGGUGUCAGCUGUCGCCGAUCGAUACCCGGUGACCUUAAGACUCAGAUUAGAAGUUUUCCAAACAUUUUUUGCUAGCACUCUGUUCCGCGUUUCAAAAUAA
Molecule: messenger RNA, 429 nt
Organism: Leptosia nina
Lineage: Eukaryota; Metazoa; Arthropoda; Insecta; Lepidoptera; Pieridae
Source: the annotation of a GenBank genome assembly